This is a messenger RNA of Drosophila pseudoobscura, 954 nucleotides long. RefSeq names its product nuclear factor NF-kappa-B p110 subunit-like. The transcript is spliced from 3 exons. Gene Ontology annotation, cellular component: cytosol. Gene Ontology annotation, molecular function: NF-kappaB binding. Gene Ontology annotation, biological process: cellular response to tumor necrosis factor; toll-like receptor 4 signaling pathway. Lineage: Eukaryota; Metazoa; Arthropoda; Insecta; Diptera; Drosophilidae. Bases 75 to 905 code for a protein of 276 amino acids. The record is from RefSeq and is a predicted model, not a curated record.
CUUAUACGUAUCCAGCGUAGGCUCCAUUCCUCUAAUAAGCGGUUUACAACUCUUAAAUCUUCACCAUUCGCAUAAUGGCUAUGGAAUUCCAGAAGGCCCGUAUUUUGUCUCUUCAGGGCCUGCUACCCAUUCAUGAUGAUAUUCUAGACGGCGACAUUUAUGGCGUGCGGCGUCAGAUUUUUGUUUGCAAACAUAGCAAUUUUGAUAUCAAUGAAAUGAUUAGCGCUGAUGGUGAAGAUUGCCUGGAACUUGCUCUAACGAAUGAUUGUGAUCCGGAUCUAGUCACAGCCCUUUUAACAGCCGGCUGUGUGCCCAACCACAUAUACGAAAACGGAAAUACGGCCCUCCACAUAGCUGUCAUCAACAACAUUGAUAGAGAAUCCAUAAGGCAACUAAUGCUACGUAUUGACCUGGAUCUCUUGCUACAGACAAACGAUGCCGGGUACACUGCCCUGCACCUGGCAGUGCGUCACAAUCAGUACCAUGUGGCAGAGACCAUAUUGGACUGCAUAGAUGAGCGGCAAUUGGAGGGGGGGGCUGUAUAUCGGAGGGCAACAGAGACGACAGACUCAAAGCUGACGCCAGAGAAAGCGUUUGCCAAAUACUAUGAGCGUGCCUGCGAUAGACUAGAAACAACCAAGGAUGUGCUCAAGAAUCGCCGAUUAAAGCUGGAUAUUCUAAAUACAGCAGAGUUGAUGGCGGGCAACACUCCUCUUUUCUUUGCUGUAGAACAGGGGCAAGAGCAUAUUUGCUAUUUCCUGUUGGCUCAUUUGUGCGAUCCAGACCAGGAAAACCUCAGCGGGCAUUCCCCCAAAUCGUUUCACUACGAAUAUGCUCGCAUUUUGAGGAUUAAUUUGAAAAUAUCCCGCGUGAUGGAUAAAGUCAUUGGCAUAUUAAAUGGAUGAAGAUAAAUGUACAUUACAUCGAAAAUUAAAUAUGUUUAGCCCCAGUUUA